UUUUCUGAUGCAAUUAAUAAUUACCCAGCAGUAUUGGUAUCCCCAAAAUGGUAAAUACCCCAGUGUUUUGGAAAGGUCAUGCCACUCUGGUUCAUAGUGCAGCUGGGGAGCUGUAAAGAAUUGGUGUCCACGGUGCCACUUGAUUAUGGGAGGGAGCACACUUGAUCCAAAAAAUCCACCCCUGGGAUAUUAAGUCAUGAUACGUUUUGUCAGCACACACAGAAUGGGACCUCAUGAUGUGUUUUAUUUUCCAUUCCACGGGACUGUAAAUACGCACAAUUUUCUAGAGCCAUUCCUCUUUAGGAAAUGGGAAGUAUUCAGUGAAAGCUCCUCGUUUGAUUAUGGAGCUAACUGGUGUCCUGAACCCGGCCCAUUGAGUGUAAUGUCAUACAUGCCUGUUUGUAAACCCUGUCACUUAUUAUUAUUAUUUGCUAUAUGGCUGUUUUGUAAUGUCCUACACUAGCAUUGUAGAGAGGAAUCCACUGCCCCAGGAUAGGUGAGAAGGACCAGAACGAUAUAGGUGUCCGUGUGUUUGGUCGUAGGCACAUUUAUUGUUAAAGGUUAGGAAGGAGGAAGGGUUUUGCCACUGCAUUGUCAGCUCUGUUAAUAGUCUUCCUAUUUUACACCAUUUUUUAAAGAUUUGCAAUAUUUUCUGUAGACUGCGGACAAUACUAAGCCUUUCUUUUCUGGCCUGAAGUAGUUCCAAGUGGUAAAUACUGCUAUAUAUACAGCCUUAAAAUACUUAGUGGUGGUGCCAGUUCUGGGCUAUAUUUCAAUGUAAAUGUUUCUAAAUUUUUAAGUACAUUCCUUGUCAUAUUCCCCAGUUAGGGGAAACCUGUUUGUGCUCGAUAUGUUGAAAUAAAACACACAACUUUCAGUGGUGGUCUAUCUGACAAAUUAUUUGUGUGUUUGAACUCAGUUUCGUGUUUUAUAGCAUUUUAUAAGCAAAUAGCUCUUAAGCCAUGCUUUUUAGAGGAAAAGCUACAGUAUAAGACCUUCAAGAAUCUCAGACAUAGGCCAUAAGUUAGAACAGCAAUAGUAUUUUGAUAGUCCUCUGGCUCAAAUUCUCUGUUUGUAGCAACUUCCUCAAAACGGAAAGAAAAGUGGUUGCCUUGACUUUUACUGUCAUACACAAAAACGUGCAGUCUUGUCUUGGACUUCGAAAAACUUUAUGUUAAGGAGGUAACCUGAGUAUAGAGAACAGAUCCAUGGAGAGAACGACAGCUCUCUGACAUGAACGGACAGAAUAAGAGUCAGUAUUCCGCAGCCAACAUUCAAGAAAUAGAUCACAAACAAUAAAGGGUGAGGGUGAUUUUGUUAUUAGCAAAAGUCUCCAGAAAAAGCAAAGGAUUCUUCGUCCUCCAGGAAUCCUCCUUGAGGAAUGUCAACGUUAUUGAUCCACACUGCCGCGGAUAGCCGGACCUCUUCCCGGUCUUUGUUCUCCGUCGCCUCCCAGGUUCGUGCCGACGACCCAGCCUCUGUUUGGGUGCUGCUCUAACUCCGAGAUCCUCCUUUGAGUGCUCUAGAAGCUCCUCCUUGGAGUGCCCUAACUUUCUCGCCUUCCCCCUCUUGGAGCGCUCGCUCUCUUACUCUGAGCUCCUCCCUUGAGUGCUCUCUCACUGCUCUGCCCUGCCAGGCUGUAUACAUCCUUAUCACCUCAUUAGCAGCUGCCCCGGGGAUUGGCCACUUCUCAGGAUCCCACAGCUGCAGCAGUUAAGACGAGCUCAGCUGCCCUACAAUUAUCUCUUGUUUACAACCCACAAUUUUCUUACAUUUACAACAUUACAUCAUUUUACAUUUUACAUCAUUUUAUUACAUUACAUCGUUUACAACAUUUACAUUUCGCUACACUACAAUCCCCCUUUUUUUGUUUCACUUUACAUUCAUCUAGCCUACAAUUCUGUUUCUAUAGUUUUCUUCCUACGCCACACUAUGUGCCUUUUUGAAGGACAACCUGCUUGCUCCUUUCUAGGGCAGUCUGACCCGUGCUAUAUGUGGUGUAAAACUCGGUGAGAGCGAGUUCCCCUGCCCUCUGCCUGUGAAAGAAUGUCCAUCCGCUAAUAAUGCCUGCCUGGCUAUGCAAAGUCCUGUAUGCACCUUUAAAGAGUUUGCUCAUAAUGUUGCGCAAACAUGUCUGCUGAUUUCCUGCUGAAACCUCCAGUUGUCCAGAAAGUGGGAUCCAUGACCUGGCAUGCAAAUAGCCAAUCUCACACACCGAGUCAAGAUACUGAUUUUAGUUCAGAGUUGCACAAGUCUGGGUGCUCACUGGCUCUCCUCCAAUCAAGCACACCUGCCAAGAGCCUCAAUUUGUUACAAGAGUUACUAAGGGAACAUAUGCCAAGCACGUCCCUCUACAAAUGACUGGGUAGUGAUUUACAUAUCAUUGUAAUACAGUUAGAUGUUGUUCAUCAUACAAGUUCUCUGCUGUGCGUGUUCAGUGAGUCGGGGUAGGCUCUAAAGACACAUUUCCUCUAUGUUUCUCUGCAAAAGUGGCAAUCUUGAUGAUAAGGCCUGAUUUAAUAUGCCUUUCUUUGGUCCAGAUGUCCGUUACAUCAGAUUAUGCGUGCUUUGAUCUUUUAUUUAGAAGAAGUUCUACUGUUCUAUUUAAUAUAGACAAAUGGUAGUGCUUAGUCACUUAUUGCUCUCCAGGUGGUCAGAGCAGUGCACGCUCUUUUGCAGCACUCCCUUUGAAUGCUUUUGCAAGUCAGCACACCUCUGGCCUCGUCACACACAACCCCCUGUGGACCACCUAUUCCAGUCACCGAACCUCUCCUUGCCCAUAGGGAUAUUUACACCUCUCGGGUACAAGUAUAUGCUGGGUUUGAGAAAUAAGAACAAUAAAUCCCCACUCGAACCGGAGAAGCAGUGCUAAACAGAAAGGUGCCUCCUGUAGGUGCAGAGCAAAUGCUUGAAAUUCUUUGGAUCGUUUCACCAGACUACGCAGCCGCAGGGAUUUCGCUGGACCUGUUACUGCAGUUAAAUGAGACAAACGAGGUUACCCUGAGAGGAGCAGUUCAGUGAAAGAAAAUAUUAACCUACGUAAACUCGUUAUGCAUCAGCAAAAGAAUUUCCAACGUUUACUGCUGCUGCCGCAGGGGGUCAAAAAUUAAUCCAGAAAGGAACAGUCGAUAAAUCUUCGUGCCGUUAAUGUCAAUCCGAUUUCAACACCUGGAGGCGAAUGUUUCUGCGACCCAGUUACGUGCCCACAGAGAAAAUCCAUAGACAGAAACAUUACUUUUCCAGGAGGAACAGCAGCUGGUGGAGGCUUUGAGAACACUUUCGGGGCUUUAGAAGCCCCAGUCGAGCACCCAGCUCGCGUGCUUUUGGAAAAAUUCUUCCAUCCUUGGCACCUGGUUUUCGUGCUCAGCGAGGUUGCAGCAACAACACCUGAGCGCCGGGCGGGGAGGCGGGACGCGAGUCACGCCCUAACACAGUUCCUUCCCGCUCCUCAUCGGUCCUAAGCAAGACCCGGUGCGCCCCGAUAGCGUCGCGCACACACGCUCUGCCCUCGUCCUGCUUCUCCGGGGAGGCGGGGGCGGCCCCGGCCCGGAUAAAGCGGGGCGGCAUCAGCGCUGGGGCGAGCUGAGUGGAGCGCGGCGGGAGCCGCUAUGGGAGCGGGAGACAGAGCGCUGGCGGGGCUGAUAGUUAUGCUGUUGAUCAUGCCUACAGCCAGAGCAGAGGGCUGUCGGAAGGGAGAAUACUUGCACGAAGGUCACUGCUGCUUAUUUUGUCCAGCAGGUACUUAUGUUGCUCAGCACUGCACUGCUCCGCAUUUGAGAGGAAGAUGUGUCCCUUGCGUUGAAGGAGAGAGUUAUACCACUCAUGAGAACGGCUUGGAGGAAUGCUUGCCAUGCAGACAGUGCAAAGAGGAUCAGAUAACUUUGAGACCCUGCGCUCUGACACAUGAUGCUGAAUGCCAGUGCAAACAAGGAUAUUUCUGCCCUGCUGGUAGCUGUGAAAUAUGUCAGAAAUGCAGUACAACGUGUCCGGAGGGGAAAGAAAUUGUGCAGAAUUGCAAUGCUACUACAGACCUGGAAUGUGGCUUACUCAACCAAGGUCCAGUACACAAAUACUGCUCAGCUUGGUUUGUGGGAAGAAUAGAUGUUUGGAUUAGUGUGAUUGUUUUUGUGAUUGGUGCUUUAUUGCUGUUGUUAGUAAUUCGAAAGCUGAAAAAUACUAAAGCUACUUCAACUGAUAAUAAAGAUGCAGAGAAAAGUCUGCACGGGGCACUAUCCUACAUGGGGACUGGAAGUAACGCAUGGAAAGGUGUUGGAAGAGUAUCACCAAGUCUUCACUACCAGCAAAACCUGGGUCAUUUCAUCCGAAUGCCCCACCUGAAGUACCAAGAGGCACAAGAACCAAACUGUCAAAUAAUUGUUAAAGAUCUUUCUCAAAAAGAACUGAGAGAUUGUUUUUGGACCUUUAUAAAGGAAGUACCACAAAAAAAAUGGAAGCAGCUUAUGAGAACUCAUCUGCAGGAAAAUGAUAUUGUUAAAAUUACAUGUGACUUUCCUAAUGAUGUAGAAGAGCAGUCUUAUCAGAUGCUUCUCACCUGGAAAAACACACUGGGAGAGAAACAGUCUACUAUUAAGUUACUGGAUGAGUUAAGGCGUCUCGAUACCAAGGCUUAUGAUAAUGUAUUGAAUGCUUUAAAAAGUAGUAACAUUAUAAGUAAAUUGAAAGCCACAGAUUAAUGUUUAUGAUGAACUUGAAAAAUGCUUCUGUGUACAUGUACACGUCUACAAACUUUCUGUAAAUGAGGACAUCAACAAACUGCUAGUAAGAGUAUUGGCAUGGACUUGACAUGCUCCUCACCUUCCCACGGGAGGCUAGAAGUGAUGUAACACCAUCAGUGUUAGCAUAGAUUCCGGUUGUGAUGUACACACUAAGGUCUUUUGAGUUGUAUGAUGAUCAGCUCGGGCGCCGGAUGCCAGCUGGGGAACAAGGAGCUCUCACUCACUUUUUCCUUUGUGUGAGGUGGGACCAUGCCACAUGAGCUCAGGUGCUGGAAAUGAGAGGUGGUUGCUGCUGCUUAUUUGAGAGGAUCGCAACAUUUUGUUUUCUGAGGUGGUUGUGUUUUUUGUUUUGAUUCUGCAUGCUCAGAACUGUUAUGUUUGAAGUGCAGCAAUAAAAGCUUGGUGG
This is a messenger RNA of Cuculus canorus (common cuckoo), 5142 nucleotides long. RefSeq names its product tumor necrosis factor receptor superfamily member 10A. Gene Ontology annotation, molecular function: transmembrane signaling receptor activity; protein binding. NCBI's taxonomy places the organism in Eukaryota, Metazoa, Chordata, Aves, Cuculiformes, Cuculidae. The record is from RefSeq and is a predicted model, not a curated record. Gene Ontology annotation, biological process: immune response; positive regulation of apoptotic process; TRAIL-activated apoptotic signaling pathway. The transcript is spliced from 10 exons. Bases 3609 to 4694 code for a protein of 361 amino acids. Gene Ontology annotation, cellular component: plasma membrane; cell surface.